CAUCGAAGCUUGAUUUUUGACAUUCAGUUGUAGCAAAGUAGCAAACUAAUAAAGUUGCCGAAAUUGUUUUUGUUUCGUAUACUAAAAACACAGUUUUUAUUAAAAACUGUUCAAAAUUGUGAAUGAUACAUUUCAAAAUGUUCGUAGAGCCCAUUUGAAGUUUUUUCCAAGAAAUAACAAUGGAUUCCAGGAAUUCCAAUAGAAAUGGUAGUGUAGAUGCUGAAAAGCUAAACAUUAGUUUGGAUAUGGGAGAUGAGAUGAAACUAGACGAAGUAAAUUAUGAAAGUGACGUGUCUUCCACCAGCUCAGAAAGUUCGACAGCUCCAACAAUAAGCUCAGUUAGUACGAAUUCGUCGGGUAAAAUUCGUCGAUCUAGACGUCGGGGUCGUUCAAAAGAUAAAAGUCCUUCGCCUCGAUCUAAAGAUAAUAAUAAAGUAAAGUCCUACGACUAUAUAACUAAAUUAAAUUACCUAUUUCGCGAUGCACGCUUUUUUGUUAUCAAAUCAAAUAAUUGCGAAAACAUUAUCCUUUCCAAAGCCAAAGGAGUAUGGUCGACUCUUCCGCAAAAUGAAGCGAAUCUAAAUAAAGCAUAUAGAGAAUCAAGAAAUGUUUUAUUAAUAUUUUCGGUUAAAGAAAGUGGUAAAUUUGCGGGAUUUGCAAGAUUACAUGGAGAAUCAAGACACGACGGAUCCCCGAUUUCUUGGGUAUUACCGCCGGGUUUAUCGGCGAAAGCUUUGGGAGGUGUAUUUAAAGUAGAUUGGAUUUGCCGUAAGGAAUUACCAUUUUCGAAUACAAUGCACUUGUACAACCCUUGGAAUGACGGAAAACCCGUAAAAAUCGGUCGAGAUGGUCAAGAAAUUGAACCUAGAGUGGCGGAGGAAUUGUGUCGUUUAUUUCCAGAGGACGAGGGUAUUGAAUUGUUACCAAUAUUAAGGUUAGCUAAAGAAGCUUCGAAAAAAACUACAUUACGCGGUAGGGAUGGACAUAGGCAUCCGAAAGCGAGAAUGCCGAUAGCAGCACGACCGUCAUCAUUCAACUUCAGAGGUAGAGGUUCGUCGUAUUCCAGAAGAAAAUUCUUCUUAUCGAGAGGUUUAACUUCAAGUAAUUAUAGAAGAUCGAUAUCACCGAGACCCAGAGAUAGAUAUUCGAUGUUUUAUAAUCGCGAAUCGCCUCGUCCUUACACCGCGGCGGCGGCCGAAGCGUACGUAGCUGAUUAUAUGAGAACCAUGCAGCAUCAACUACCCCCUUUACCAUACGUAGCACCUUCUUUAUAUCCAUCAUCUUUCGACGCCUUACCACCUCCACGUUAUUAUGAUGGAUUACCAAUACCAGAAUAUCCAACGUCUAGAUUAACUUCGUUUUCUGAUAGACGCUCGUAUGAUCGUUCAGUGGACGAGUUUAUAUGGAGGACUAGUGAACGUUCAAGAGAUAGGGAUAGGAUGAGGGAGAGGGAUAGAAGCAGAAGCCGCCAUCGUUACAGGGACAGGAGAUGAAGAUGUUGCCGAGUGUAGGAAUCAAAGGGUUUUGUUAAUUUUUUUGAAAAUCUGAUGAAAGGAAACGUUUCAGAUUAAUACAAUCAUUAAUUUCUGCUCAAUUGUUGGGUUUUAAAUCCUUUAUUAACGACAGGUAUUGAUUUUUUUAUUAUUAUUAAUAAGUUUGGUAAAGUUAAUGAAUCUUAUAUUCAUUUAAUGUUUAAUGUGUUUCUUAAAUAACGAAAUUUGCUAUUUUCAAUCUUUAAGUUAAGUUCUAUUGGUUUUGUUUAUAAGUACAAGUAAAAAUUUGAGGUUAGAUUACUCUAGUAACCAAAUAUGGACUAAAUUAGUUAAUUUAUUUGAAAAAAUCACAAAUUUUUGUAUCAAACUCUAGCCCAGUGUCAAGAGCUUCUUUCCCUAUGGGGAUAUCCGGUUCACUAUCUAAAUUAAACUGGAAAUCUUCUUCGUUUUAACUUUGUUCAGUGUCCCCGGUCUCGGUUUUCUUAUUGCUUAUAUAACUUUUCUUUUGCUUGGGUUUUUCUUGGCUCUACUCAAAAUUACAUGGAUUUAUAUCGAAUUGAAUAUUGAAAUGUACUUUCGAGUGGAAUGAACAAUUUUUCAAAAUGUAUUUUGAGCAGAUUGUGAUUUCCUCGCAUCAGAUCUUUCCGUAUUAAUAAGAUUACCAAACUCAUUAAUGUGAUGUGCAUAAUUUGAUUUAUCGGUGUAUUAAAUUUAAGUUUUUAUAAAUAAUGUGUCGCAUUAUUUGUAUAAUAUUAUAUUAAAAAACUGCAUUUCGAAUGGUGUGAUCUAAUUUUUUUCUUGGUAUCCAAGAACUCGUUAAGGGACUGACAAAAAAGUGAUUUGUGUGAGAAUAAUUUUCGAGAUAAUAUUUCUCAAUAAUGAACAUUGGUUCGGAAAUGGUGAAAGACUGUUUCUUCGAGAAAAGAUUAAGGCUGUGUAUUUAUUGUAAUCUUUUGUAUAUUUGUAUAUCAGAUAAUUUUAUAAAGAAAUUUUAUUCGUAUAUAUGUUUUCAGGAGUUUUGUGCACAGUAUAUGUCCUUAGAAUGUUCGUUUAAUAACAGAAUUGAUAAUUUAUAAGAAAAAAAAUGUAAAAAAUUAGAUUUCAAAAUGUUUAUUUUA
This is a messenger RNA of Diorhabda sublineata, 2611 nucleotides long. It is a transcript of the gene Ythdc1, whose product is annotated as YTH domain-containing protein 1. Gene Ontology annotation, molecular function: N6-methyladenosine-containing RNA reader activity; mRNA binding. The transcript has a single exon. Gene Ontology annotation, cellular component: nucleoplasm. The record is from RefSeq and is a predicted model, not a curated record. Gene Ontology annotation, biological process: mRNA splicing, via spliceosome; regulation of alternative mRNA splicing, via spliceosome. NCBI's taxonomy places the organism in Eukaryota, Metazoa, Arthropoda, Insecta, Coleoptera, Chrysomelidae. The coding region runs from base 180 to 1493 and encodes 437 amino acids.